UCUCAGCUCUUCAUUUCAAGGUCUAACUCUCACUGUUAAGUCUUUUCCUUACAUUCUCUUAUUCUUCCUUUAUUCCAUUUUUUGUAGGACACCAAGGCUGACGGAUUUAUAUAUUUACCUGAAUUCCGAAUUGACUUGGCUCCACAUUGCAGAAAAAACAAUGCUUUCCAAGCCUCCCAUGCAAGAAUCAAGAGUUUCUACUUUGCUGCUGAAUGUUCAGAUGAGAUGAAUUAUUGGGUUGGACAAAUGUUACAGUUAGCAUACGGUUCCUCCUUUGGCGAUGAAGCUGCUAAUGAAGAAUACAGACGUAUAGGUGCUAUGAUUUAUGCGAACUGUGUUUUGGCCCUGACGAGAGAUUUUCCUGUGAUUCGGUGUAACACCUGCCACCAUCCAACUACUAUUGUUUCUGCGAGUCCAACCUUCCAAUAUAGAUGUGCUCAAGAUGUUUCUGAUGAGUUCAUCUAUUUUCGUCCUAUUGAUGCAGAAGUUCGAGAAGAACCCAGAAGACAAAAACAACAGAAACAAACCUUAGCUUCUCAUCAACACACCCGAGAAGAACAAAGUCAUCCACGAACCCCAAGAAAUCCGUGGCUGGAAUCUCCAGAAAAUGCAGAGUCUCCAAGAGAUGGUGACCUGGAAGUAGCAAAAAGCAUGUAUCCUUUUGGAGAAAGACCCAUCUUCCGACAUUCCUGGGAAGAGCUCUUAGAAGCACCACUGAACAGUGAAGGACUCCACAUUCUCCAAACUACUCCUACAAAAGAGAAAGAGAUUGGCUACCUCCGGCUGCCACCAGAGGAGAAGAAUCAAGCAACCACCUCUCGCAGGGGUUGCCAUCUCGAUGCCUUGCAAGGCCCUUUCCCAUUGCUGCCCCAGCAUCCUAAGCUUCAGAGGCAGCGAAGUCACAGCCUACCACGAUACAGAAGCCGAAAAUUAAAUGUACCUGAGUUAACGUUAAACCCAGAGGAGACACGUUUCUUCUUCCCAAGUGAUCAUAAUUUGCUUACAAGAGAAGCUGCAAAAGACGGAGACAGCAUUGAAGAGGCUUGGCAAGAGGCCAUUUUGUCAGCUUCUGGAGAACAUCCUCCUUUCAAUUCAAGCUUUGAGAAUUCUUCUGCAAUGAGGGGUAAAAUUGGAAUUCCUGUAGAUAAUACUAGACUUCCCAGGGGCAAUGUUAAAUUUCCCAGGAAUAGUGUCAUCAUUCCCGUGGGUAAUGAUGGAGUUCCCAUGGGUAAUGUUGGGCUUUUCAUGGAUAAUGCUGGGAUUCCCAUGGAUAAUCUUGGAGUUCUCAGGGGCCGUGGUGGAGUCCCCAUGGGUAACCUUGAAGUUCCUAGAGGCAAUGGUGGCGUUCCCAGGGGCAGUGGUGUUGGAAUUUCCAUGGGUAAUGUUGAAACUCUCAGGAAUAAUGUUGGAACUUCCAGACGUAUUAUAUCCUCUCCACUUACUGAGCUCUCAAAGAUAGGUGAACACCGUUUAUAAAAACUGACACUUUGCAAAGGAGCCCUGAUAGUUAAAGUAACACAGUUAGACACUAAACAUCAAAGCAGAGCUGUACCAGAUCUUAAAAUCUAAAAUAGUAAAUGAAAAAUCUAAAUUCAAAAUGCAUAAAUAAAUACAUAAAUACAAACAUUGUGGAUAUCUUUUAUGAGAAUUUUUGUAACUAGGUUAGAGUCUACUUACUAGUUUAUUCUAAAUGGCAACCCUCUAUUAAUCUGUGGAAUAAUUUGGUUGAAUGGGAUGAGUUGUGAAGGAGUAAGAUACUUACAUCAUCGAGUCUAGAUUUCUAUUUAGUAAAGAGAAACAAAAUAACAACUAACCUUCAAAUAAUAUUGUACAUCUCAUAGUCCCCAAAACUUCUGGUUUUCUUGGAUACUUUGAAGGACAAAUGAAAGUGAUCUUAUAGUUAUUACGUUAUCUGGAUAAGUCCAACUUAAUGUCCAAGAAAUUUAUUGACUGAAAGUUAAAGAACCAGAAAAUUUGGCAGAAGAUUCUUGAAUGCAAUGAUUCUCUGAAAUGUCCAGAUAGGACCUCUGAAGAAAGCUCACUAACAAGAGUAUUUAAACACAAAUAUUUAUUUUUGUGACACAUAUCUGACAAAAUUGUAAAUAUUUACUGGAACGCCUUAAAAAUACCAGGAGACAAACUGUAGAACUAUAAAUAGUAUACGUGAUUAUGAUGUAAAUAAUAUGGGUAAGACAACACUAACAGCACCGCAGGAUGCCUAAAAUAUUGCAUGCUAAAACAAUAUUUUUCUUUAGGAAAUUAAUUUUUAUUCUCCCCAACUACUAAAUUAAUUUGGCAUAAAAAGAUGCAGGGCAAAAAGGAGAAAUUAUUGAAAUAUUUUACUAAAUUACUGAAUAGGAUGCCUUUCUUAGAGAAAAGAGGACCAUUUUUCAUUGUCCCAGAUGAUCAGUAUAGUAUUCAAAUCACACAACCAUAGUUAUCUAUAAAAUUGAGUUUUCAAAAAUAUUUGUUUCACAAAUCUCUUAAGAUAUAUAAGGUAUAACUGUAAGGUAAUGAAACUCACUCAAUAAACUACAUGAGGGAAAUAAUCUCAUUACUUUGUAUUCAUACAUAAUAUAAAUUUUGUCCAAAGUUUUAGGGCAUAUGGGCCACUAAUCGAUUUGUACAUUUAAAUUUUCAAUUUUCCUGAAUAAUGGUAGCUGUUGUUUUUACAAAACCAAGGGCGACUUAAAUUAUGGGUACCACCUAACCCCUUAUUGUGUGCCUUACCAGAGAGUGCAAGGGGUGGUUAUCUGUGGUCUAAGGGAAAACUCUUGCCCACUCACAGGUUCGAUUUGGCCUAUGAGGAAGGAGGUAAAGAGGCUGGCUAGCCUCCCUCUUUCACUCUGCUCUGGUUCAGUGUGGUUACUGAACCAGGGCCUUGGCCUCAGAAGAAAAGGAAAGGUAGUGAGAUUUCUUUCUCCUAUUUCUUACCAGCCCAGAAGGUAGGAUACCAUUUCAGACUUGAAUAACCUGAAUUUUGUAUGGGGUGGCAAAACCACAGAAGUAAUGGAAGAAUACGGGCUGCCAUACUUCAGUUACUGCCAAUCCUUGACUGAGUAAAAACCAAACUGACAAUUCACCUUGUUUAACGACCUACUCUAUAUGCUCUCUUGUCACAAUAACUUUGUGAAACAGAACUAUUGCAUUUCUAACCUUCAAAGGGAACCACCUUGUGAAUGCAAAAAGAGGUUAAGUAAGGUGGAAACUGAGAGAUGACUUACUAAGAACUAACAUUUACCAAACAGUAAGUGAAAAGAAAGAAAGCAAACAAAAUUAUACUCAACUAUAUAUAAUACUGAUAUAUAGUUGAAGAUGGUCACUAAAACAAAACACCACCAUCAAAAACAACAAAAACACUGCUGUGUGAGUGUUAUUCCUCAUGCUUAUGAUUCACAUAAUUUUCAAUAUUGUGUUUAGUGGCUUAAAAUUUAAAUAUAAAAAUUAUGUGUAAAAUGGCCAGCUGCUUCUUCUUUGUAAAAUUUUAAGAAAUUGAAUGAAACUAAAUUAGGUAAAGAAUUAAAUGUGAAGACGGUCUAAGAAAUAUAAUUAUCAAUCCUGUAAAGAAAGUUACUUAUAGCAUUCAUUUUAUUCUGCUAAAUAUUAGUUCAGAACUGAGCAAUGCAAAAGUUUCAGUGACACAUAGUUAUCUAUCUUAAAAGACUGUGCCAUGUCUUAGGGUUAUCUAUGUCAAGUAAAUUAUCUAAAGUCACUCAGUAAUCUUCACAAUUCUACAGAAAAGAGAGUAAGGAGCACGUAAUAUAUUGGAUAAGAAAACUUCAUCACAAAUUGGAUCUGAGGGUUUCAUGAAAAAAAGUUAAAAUUGCAGAUCUAAAUGCAUAAUGUUGAAGAAAGAAAAUGAGGAGCCAUUUCUAACUCUCUUGCUCUUACCAAAUAAAAGAUAGAUUAAACUUAUCUAUUUCUAUAUUUUAAUAUAUCCCUUGUAAGAGAAGAAGAAAAUUACUUGCUAAAGUGAUGAUGGCAUAAAGUGGGAGAAAGAACUCUAAAAUUUUCCUGCAUAUUUUACUAUGCAAGAAAAAACAGUUGAUGAGAAAACAAUAAUAUAUAGUUAGCUUAACAACCCCAAUUAGUCAGAUCAUUUCUUUCCAAGGUUCUAGAAAACGGUGAAGUGUGCCCUACUCAAUGUGAGUAGGAGAUUAAUUCUUCUAAUGUUACAGAUUUUUUUUACAUCCUAUCUCCUGAUUAGGGAAUUAUACAAAAUUGAUUUUUAUUUUUAAAUUAAAUUGUACAAUGUGCACUUAGACAAGUCCAAAUGAUUUUUAAUUCACAGUUAGUUACUUAGCAAUUCUGAUUUUAAAAAGAGAAAAGUUUUCCUUAAUAAAUAAAGUUUCAUUUAUCUCUGCUUAGGUCUUUAAAAAUUAACCAAUGGAAAAAUAUUUUCGAUGGCUAAUAUAAUGGAGAUAGAAAAAUUAUCACAAAAACACCCCUCUAAGAACCAACAAAAAUAUGGUAUUCAAAUCACUUAACUGCCACCUUCAUUUAAAUCAGUAUAGUGUUAGAAAAAUAUUUCUCAAAGCAUUGAAUUGAAUUCAAAAAUAUUUUUGAAGAAUUCUGAGUAGAAAACUCAUCCAUCCAUAACCACAACCGGUACCUUAGACCAAAAGGACUUCAACAGUUUGUAAAAUAUCUUCUUUUUCUAAUCUUUGAAAUGGUCUGCCUAUUACUAAAAGUUUUAAUAUCCUUAAAGACCAAUUUCCUUUUUACUGAAUAGUAGCAAUAAAUGUAAAAAUUAUAUAAAGUAGAAUUGUUCAUUUUUAUAUUGACUUGACCUUUUUCUGCUAUUUAAAGUUGAAGUUUACCAAAGUGAGACAUAGUAUAUAAGAAAAUUACUGCUGUCCAACUAACAAAGGGCUAUGACCAUCUGGUGCACAAAAAUGAGCUGACUGAGAAGUAAAAUCAUUUUUACAUUAAGAACAACCUAAGAAAACUGAAUUUUAACUAACAAUGAAAAAUGAUCUUGAAUUCUAAAUUGAGGCCAAAUUGUGUCCAUAGUUAAAAAGUAAAAUGGAGAAUUGAGGCUUUAUACAUGUAGUGAAACUAAUUUAUUUCAGAAGACUAUAGUAUCAAGGUCCAUUAUAAAAUUAAAAAAUUACAACUAUAGAAUAAAUUUUAACCAAAAGAAAAACCAGGCAAGGUAAUUGUUUUUGAUGAUUAGUCUAAUAAACAAAUGUAUAACAGUAUCCCUGUCUAAGAAUGAAGCAGAUACAGACAGUAUGCAUUAUUUAUUCUAAAAUCCAUUAACUAGUAAGAAAGCUUCAUUAAUUGCAUGUGAUAUUUCCAUCUGAUGAUUAUAUUUUAAGUAUGUUUUAGAAGUGAAAACUCAAAAUAUAGCAAAGUGCUUUUAAUAGGUCAUAGGGUGUAAAGUACAUGUGCCUUGUACAUAAUUCAAGAACAGAGAGCCUCACUGAUGUGAGUGACAAUCUAGUGGAAAGUGAGAGGAAGACAGAAGAGAAAAAAACUAGAAUAAAACAGUAACUUUUAAAGUAAAUGAUGUUUUCUUAAAAAUAUUAGUUUGAAAGUAUUUUUUUGCUUUUUCGCUCUUUUGAAAGUUGUCAUUUUAUUAUUUACUAAUAUGAACAAAUAAGCCUUAAAUUAAUUCAGCUUUACCAUUUACAUCUCUAAAUUUUAUACUGUCCCCUGAUCCCUUAAUUCUCACUCCUUGUACAUAUUCCUCAUCCCAACCCUUACUCCAAUCCGUCCUUCACCUUAUCACACCUCCCACCUCUACCCUGUUCUUGACCUCUUCUCCAUACCCUCCAUACCUCAUUCUCACUUCAUCUUUCCUUUGCCCUUCCCCCACCCUACCUCAUUCUGCAUAUCUUCUCCAUCUCUUACCCUUACCCCAUUCCCCACUUUUUUUCUCUUCCCAUCCCAUUCUAAGCUUAUAACCUAUCCCUGAUCUCCACUUCCUUAUGCACUCCACCCCAUUUUCUAUCAUCACUCUUUCCCUCAGCCUAUUCCUGAGCCUCAUUCCAACCCUCACUCCACCUUUGAUCUCACCCAUCCCAAGCAUCACCCCAUCUGUGACCCUUAAUCUCCACUCUAGUACUAAUCCUAAACUCUCCCUCAGUCUUGACCUUCAGAAAUAAGGAUAGAAUAAAGACUAAUUUGAGGACCAUGAAUGAAGUAAAACUAGCUAUUUCAUGCCUUUAUUGAUUUAUUAAAAUAAAACUCCAAGGUUGGAUUUUUUUCCAGAAUAUGUCGAGAUAUCCCAAAUUAUAACAUCCAUGAUAUCAAAGCAGCUAAAUCAAAAUGAUUGUGUCAAAACGUAGGGGCCUGAAUAUCAUGUACCCCCAAAAGAAAUCCUCAGUAGGGAAAAUACACUGGUUUAUGCCAGCCUUUCAAAGAUUAUAAAUGUGAUUUCAAGUCCCUUGCCAUUUAUUUUUAAAUUUUAAUUUUUGAAUGACUUUCAAAAGACUUGAAGACUUUUUCCUUCUUUCAUAUCUCAUAAAAUGAGAUAUGAUGUACACCUCAAAACAUAUAUACACCUAAAGAAGUACUCAUUUUAGGCUUUCUGAGUAAAUGAACACAUAUGCAUUAUCAAUUUCUUAAUCUAAAUUGUAAAAUAUGUUAAUGAAAAAAGAUAAAAUAUGCACUUUGUGAAUUUACCUAGAGCAUAUUUUUGCUAUUAAAAAGUAAUAUUCUAAGAGUUUAUUUUUAAAACUGACUCACCUCUAGUAAAUUUCAUUAUUUAAUGCAACUAGUAUCCAUCUAGAAACCAAGUUCUCUAUUCUUAUAUAUAUAUUAGAAUAAAAUAAAAAGAUCUUCUUAAAAAUAAAACAUUUUAAAAAUGCAGUGACAUUCAAAAUUAUAGUUAAUAUAAUAUCAACGGUGUUAGAAAUAUCAACAGUUAGUAUUAUUGAUUUGUCCAAAAAUGCCCAACAAUCUUGAAGAUAUUAACUAAUUUUUAUAAUUCCUCCAGAAAUGUAUCUAGUUAUUAAAAAUAAAUACACAUAAAUUUGAUAAUUUUAAAGUUUCAGAAUUAUAACGACUAACGUUCAUGCCUUAAACCUAACAUUUCUGUACUAUGUAAUAAGAGUUAAUGUUAAUACAUGUGCCGUACUUGGAGGGAUUCAAGUCUAUGGAGAAGAAAAAUUAAUAAAAAAGUAUUAUUGAUUUGGAAGUACCCAUUAUUGUCAAAAUUUGGUAAAUACACCUCUGCACAUUACACCUUCUCAAACCUUUAAACCCAUCGAGCUCUCAAACCAAGUGUUUCAGUUUGUUGUGACUAUGUCCAGUAUGUUCAAGUAAAUCAGUCCUCAUUUCUGUUUUGCUACAUUUAUAUCACCAGUGAUUAAAGAACAAAUCUGUCUUAAUUGGCAAAAAGACCCCAGCUCUUCCCUGCUCCAAGAAAAUCAGUGAGAGCUGAUGCAAUGCUUAUGGUUUUACCAUCCAUUAUGAAAUAAAAUCUUCCACCUUUUGAAAAUGAAGCAUUUGACUUAGUUUUAUUUUCAAAGAAAAGGAAGACAGUAAAUGAAGUACACUGGUGUUGUGAAGCAUUUUCCACUUUACAUUGAUGCUGUAUUACAUUUUUUAAAAUGUGUAUUGCCAUUAAUUGCUGGCCAUUGUUGAAUUCUGUCUCAUUUAUUAACUACCUACUGUGAUAUAUUUGAGCAGUGUAUCAUUCAAGGUGAUAUUUUAACGUAUAUGUGAUAUGUGUAUCUUGGCCUGUAUUCUAUCUCUAAAUAAAGUGUGGUGUAGAUUGAUGUGAUGUAUUUAUUUAUUCAGGAGUUGAAUUAUACAGCACUAGACUAUAGAACUGCUGGUGCUCAGUCUAUGAGGUUAUCCUAAGUUUGCAAACCUCACAACAGGAGUUUUAAUAUCUUACUAACUUAAAAUUCUAAUAAAGAAUAUUGCAUAGGGGUUAUGACCAUUUAAAAGUUAAAUUAAUCUUAUUUCUGUAGCAAAAGGCACCGAACAUCCAUUAGGACUGUUUUCAAAAACAGACAAACCCAAAAUUACUUUUGCAUCUCCUAUUGCAACUGCUGUUUCUAUUCUGUAAUCUUUUGUCCAAGAAUAGUGCCUGAUGGGAACAUUUUCAUUUUUGGAUGUUCCUCUGUGAGUAUGUGUGUAUGUAUGCACACACACAUGUGUGAGUCACAGAGAGGCAAGGGAAUUUGGAGAGAAAUUUAUACACAAUUAUUAGCACUUAUGUUUAAUCAUUGACAGUUUUGACAACACAAUGUAUGUUUUCUUAACCACCUUAAAAGUAUUACUUUAUAUUUUGAUAGAGAGUAAUUUCGAAAAUAUUGAUUAUUCAGUUUCCAAAAUCACUUCGUCUUCAUCCAUAAUAUAAACUUGCGGUUCUUAACCUAUUCCCUGGUAAGUUAGCAAGUGGGGAAUAAAUAUUUCAAAUGUUUACUUUUGUGUCCUACCCAAUUAGGAAUAAAAAUAGAAAGGACAGCUAACCUCCAGACUUAUACACUGAAAAUCUUGGUUGGUUCUAUGUGUUUCACAUGUUUCAUUUAUAUACAAAAUCUCAUCAAAAGUUCAAUUUUUCUUUUUUUAGAAAGUGAAUUCUUUUCUCAAAUACAAAUUGAUUAGAAACCUUAUAAAUGAAAACACUAGAAAUGUUUGAUGCUACAGAAAUAGAAAUUAAUUAGCUUCCCUCUUAUAUCUUUAAAACUAAAUUUCAACUCCUGGAUAAUAUUUAAUAUUUUUUCUCCUAAAUAUUUUCAAUUUUGUAUUUGUACCAUGUUGAGACAUACUCUAGGUUACGUGAGCAGUAAGUGUUAGUUGUUUCUCUUCUUUCUCUUCAAGUAAAUUGUGAUACUGAGUAUAAUUGAUGCCAUUUUUUCCUAUCACUUCUGCCAGUUUAACUUUUUAAUAUUUUGUUUCUGGUAAAAUUUAUUGAUGGUAAAUGUCACUGUGUUGUCUGCAUUAGACAUAUAUUUUCCAAUACAUUACAAUGAUGUGUAAGGUGCACUGCCAAAAUGUUAAAAAAUGUUUUGUUUUCUAACACAUCAAUUUGCUGAAAAAAUAUAUAUUUGGCACAAUAGUGAAAGGAACAUAUUUAUUCGUGAAACUAAAUUUGUCUUUUGCUUUACAAACUUCAUUUGUAAAUUUAGAUUUCAA
Molecule: messenger RNA, 9096 nt
Organism: Equus quagga
Lineage: Eukaryota; Metazoa; Chordata; Mammalia; Perissodactyla; Equidae
Product: connector enhancer of kinase suppressor of ras 2-like
Exons: 7
Coding region: 226-1476 (416 amino acids)
Source: RefSeq, a predicted model, not a curated record